Stegodyphus dumicola is the source of this 7693-nucleotide messenger RNA. RefSeq names its product histone-lysine N-methyltransferase SETD2-like. Gene Ontology annotation, biological process: regulation of DNA-templated transcription. NCBI's taxonomy places the organism in Eukaryota, Metazoa, Arthropoda, Arachnida, Araneae, Eresidae. The record is from RefSeq and is a predicted model, not a curated record. Gene Ontology annotation, molecular function: protein binding; histone H3K36 methyltransferase activity. Gene Ontology annotation, cellular component: nucleus; chromosome.
UAGUAGGUACAGGAUUGCGCUAGAAAGUGUGGUGUGUAUGUAAAGCCGAUGGAAAGUGGAUAAGAAUAGGUGUUUGAGUCUUGAAAGUGUUUGUAGUGUUAUUGGUAUUUAUGAAAAAAAAAAAAAAAAAAAAAAAAAAAAACACACAGAAGUAUCAGCUGAUCUAAUUGUGGUGUGGUCAUUUGUUAAGAUUUUUAGAACUUGUAUUUUGUGUGGUGUUUUAUUAUGUUUCUAAAAGCUGGUUCAGUGUAUUAGCACUGAUGGAUGAUUUAGCUCACUAGUUCUAGAUUCAGCUCCUAACUUGGAGAAUCAGAUGCUCCUCUUUAUCCUUUUGAUAUGCCCUUUGAUCAGCUCAAGUGAACCUGUUGCACUCUCUGCUGAUAUAACUCUUGGUUAUUGAUUCAGGUGAGCCUCUAUGCCCUGUUAAGGUAGAAACAUCAAUGGAGGAAAACAGUCAGCAUUCAUAACAGCAAAGAGCAGAGCUCUGGGAAGUGCAGGAGUAUGAAAAUACCUGGGCUUCUCAGAGCUAUAACAUAUUCAUACAGCUCAAUAGAAGUUCAAGAGUUUGAAACUGCUGUGUUUUUAUACAUACAGCAAACCCACGCUGAUGAUUCCUGUUUAUAUAGGAGUACAGAAUUAUAAACUUAUCACUCCAGAAGUUCAAGAGUUUGAAACGACAUUUCUCAUAUGUAUGCAGCAAACUCACACUGAUAAUUCCUAUAGCACAGGAGUGUUGUGCAGAUUCCUGGGCUACUUGGCUGUAUUAAAUAUUCUCAUUGCUAAAUGGAAGUUCAAGAGUUUGGAACUACUGUACUCAUAGGUGUGCAGCAUGAUGAGAGGUAUUGAAAUUUUCAUUUUCAAUAAGUUUGGAGGUCUGUUUAUGUGGUAAAAAUUGUUUCCUGAACUAAAAGUACCAGAGGACUGAAUUAACCAUGUAUAUUGUGUUUCACUUAUAGAAAGGAGAUGCCUAUAUGUGCUAAGCGACUGUUACUGGUGAAGUAGCAACCUCUUUGUUCAAACCAUUUGGGCUGGAGCCAUUUUGGACAACACUGUUGUCAGGAAAACCUGUGAAAAAUAUUUUGGCAAUUAAAGUGAUAAUGUUCGUGAUUGUGCAUCAAAGUAGAGAUCAAAUGAAUACAACUAUCUGAUGAAGCCAGAAAAAGUUAAGUCCCGUUGGCGACGUAGCAGCGAAAUGGAAUGUUGUGAAAAGGCUGGGGCAUCACCUUUAGAAUUUGAUUUAGAUGGAUCAUCAGAUGUAUGUAUCAAAGAAACAGCAAUUGAAGUUAAAUCAGUCUCUAAUGAUUCAGUAGAUGGCUCAGAAAGUGUGAAUGAAAGCAUUCCUGUGUAUGAUGUUUUAGAAGAAAAUUUAUAUCUGUUUGAAAGGAAACGAACUAAGCGGAAGAAAGAAGUUCGGCGUAUGUUAUGUGAUUGCUCAUUAAAUAAUGAGGAAAAAAAGACUGGAGUUUUGGGAUGUCUAGAUGAAUGCUUAAAUCGAUUAUUGAUGAUUGAAUGUGGUUCACGUUGUGCUACUGGUGAUGCUUGUUCAAAUAAACGGUUUCAAAAAAGACAGUAUGUUAAAGCAGAGCCAUUUAAAACGGACAAAAAAGGAUGGGGGCUAAAGCUUCUUGAAAAUGUUCCUAUGGGAACAUUUGUAAUUGAAUAUGUUGGUGAAAUCAUUAGCAGGAAAGAGUUCAAGCAACGUGUUAAGCAAUACGCUAGAGAGAAGUCAAAGCAUUAUUAUUUCAUGGCUUUAAGAAGUGAUGAAAUAAUAGAUGCAACAAAUAAAGGAAACCUCUCACGAUUUAUGAAUCACAGUUGUGAUCCUAACUGUGAAACACAAAAGUGGACAGUAAAUGGAGAGCUCAGGAUUGGAUUUUUUGCUAAGCGAGAUCUUAAAGCUGGAGAAGAGCUUACUUUUGAUUAUAGAUUUCAACGUUACGGACGCCUGCCACAAAAAUGCUAUUGUGGAAGUAGCAUAUGCAGUGGCUAUAUUGGUUUAUCCAGUCAAAUAUCAUUGGACAUUAACACUAGUAAGACAGGUAAUAAGCGUAAAAAGCCAACUGAGGAAAAGAUGAGGGACUUGGAGGAUUUAAUGUUGGAAGAAGAAAUAGGAAAAUUGAGUGAGAUUGGUGGUCUGCGCAACAAAGAUGACACCUUGAUGUUGGCAAGGUUAAUGGUUCGAGCAGAAGAUUUUCAUUCACGUGAGAAACUGCUUGAAAUUCUUCUGGGAACCUCUGAAGUUGCUUGCCUUCGUCUUUUCCUUGAUUACCAUGGUCUCUCCUUAUUAUGGAGCUGGAUGGCAUAUCUGACAGAUGAGAAAUUAAAAGAAAAGAUUUUAAGGGUUCUGAAGUUGCUUCCAGUGCCAAAUAAGACUUUACUCCUAGAUAGUAAAGUUAUGAAUGUAAUCGAAAAAUGGGCAUCUCCUGUACCUAAUAUUGGAGAAGGUGAUUAUCAUUCUGCUGACCUGAGUGAUUAUCCAGCCCAUAAAGAAUUAACUGUAUAUCCAAAGAAAGUGAAAUCCUGUGAUACAUCUGAUAGUGAACCUGAUGGCAUUGCUUGUGUUCAGCCUUCAGAAUCAUGCUUUAUUUCAUCGAAUUUAUCUCAGAGUACUGAAGUUAAAUCAAAUAAUAUUGUUAGUGCAUCAAAUCUGAACAAUGUUUUUGAACUUCACAGAGGUGUGACUGGAUCAAAUGUUCAAGAAAGUACAAUUACAAAUGGAUUCAAAAAUAAUAUUGCAGACAGUUCUCGUUCUGAUGAAGACAGUGCUGAUGUGCCUGAUGAAAGAGAUACUAUAAAAUUUAAUAAAACCAGUGUGGAAUUGUCAACAUUAGCUCGCAGUUUACUUGAUUCAUGGAAAGACUUGAAGAAAGUGUUUCGUAUUCCUCGCCGAGAGUCACAGAAACCAAAAGUUGAAGGAUUUGCUGAGAAAGACAAUCAUGGUGGCUUAAAUGAAAUUUGCAAGAACUGUAACAUUCCACAUGAAGACUUCUGUAAACAGUGUGAACCAAAGCAUCAUGAUGAAAAGCCUUUUGAGCGCUCGAAUGUCUUUACUGAACUAUCUAUGGAUGAAAAACCUCGCAAAGUUCUUCUUCCGACUCCGCCUCUAUCAAUCAAAGAAGAAAGACAAUACCCAAUCUCACAUUUAUUAACCAAAGAAGAGAAACGCAAGCAGUUUGCAAAAAAAAUCCAGCAGAAAGAUCAGAGGGAUGCAAAAUUACGGAAGCAUCUGAAACAUCCAAAUACUUCUGAUGUGAAUGGGUUUCCUGAUGUUUCAUCCUUUGCCUCUGAUUCUGUAUCUUAUUUUAAUGCUACAGAUGAAAACUAUUCUUUUGUAGAUCCCUCUUACAAGACCUCUGGAAGUACCAUUUCCCCUUAUGAUCAGUACUAUUAUAAUACGAAAUGCUUACAGUCACCUCGACCUGCCCUCUUGCCAACGCCUGGGACUGAAUCUACUACUAUAAAUCCAGGCUCUCUUCCAUCCAUUCCAGAUAAUUCUGCUACCAUCAUGUAUACGCCAAAUGUUUUGUAUCCUCCUCAUCAUCCUUCUCCUCAGGUACCAUAUUUAGGAGGAGUUCCUCCACCUAUUCCUCAGCAGCCACAAAAUGUUGCUUUAUUUGGUCCACAGACUACUACCCUACCUCCUGUUUCUAAUCUGAUUGGAACUGGAAGCGUGACUUCACCAUCAGUAGUGUCCCCUACAGCUAGAGCUAUGGGUACAGAAACAGCUGCAUCUAAUAAUAUGAGUUCUAAUUUAUAUAAUGAUGUACAAAAUUCUAGUUGCAUUUCUGCUCACACGGUGAUUUCAGCAUCUCCCGUCACACAUGGAUAUGCUUCAAAUCAGAGUGGUCAGAAAACCAUGUACUGUUCUCCAUAUGCAGGAACAUCAGCUGUAGAACAGAUAUCUGCAUCACAAUCAUAUACAGUAUCAGAAAAUACAAAUGGGGAAACAACACUGAAAUCUUCUCCGGUUAAACUUCCUGUAAACUGGAAAACUGCUACUGACUCUGAAGGAAAUAUAUAUUAUUACCAUAUCAUUACGAGGCAAACACAAUGGGAUCCACCAGAAUUUGAUGAAAGCUCUGAAAAUAUUGACGAUGGAACUCCUUCAUACGAUGAACCCAAAAUAGAACAUAAACAUGAAAAACAUUCUCGUAGAUCCCAUAAAAAGUCAAAGAAGAAAAAUUAUGCAAUUGUUCAACUGAAAGUUGAUUCAAGUGGUAACCCUGUUACUGUAGAAAUAGCAAAAAAGAUAAAGGAACUUUUUAGGACAAAAAUGUCAAAAUUUGUUGUUGAAUGUUUAAAUCCAUAUCGUCGGCAGGAAUGUAGAGUUGGAAGGAUUACAAAUAAUGAUGAUUUUAAACACUUAGCAAGAAAGCUCACACAUUUUGUUAUGGCUAAGGAAUUAAAACACUGCAAAAAUGUUGAAGAUCUAGAAUGCAAUGAUAAUGUAAAGCACAAAGCGAGGGAUUUUAUUCAUAAAUACAUGUCAAAAUAUGGCCCUGCAUAUAAAAAGGAAAAAUGUGAAACACCUGAUGAUGAUUAAGCAACAUAUGCAAUAGAAUUUAGUACAACAUAGCUAACCAUAUGCCUGCCUCCACAUGAUAUCAUGUUAUUUUUCAUUGUUAUACAUUUUUUAUCAUUUUCGUUGUGUAAAUAUAUAUUUCAUUUAUGUAUGAGAGACGAAGCAUGGGUGUGAUUUUUUUACGACAUUUUUUUACAAAAAUCUUUGUUGAAUAGUGUAGUCAAUGUAGAAAGGAUGACCUAUAACAAAUGUAUGUUAGAUUUAUAAGGAAUUCAAAUGUUACUUAAUAUGAUUUGAAAAAUGUCAAUAUUAUAAAAAUCAUUCUUAAGAAUGAAUAUAUCUUCAUCAUUUUCACUGUUCAUGAAAUUCAUAUUAAAUGUUACAUGUACAGAAAACUUUGUAGAUUAAAUGUGUUCAACUUAUUUGAAUAUUUGAAAUGCUUAUCCUUUCUUCCCCAGUAAGACUUGAGUUGAAUGAAAUUUUGAAUAAUACUCAAUAAAUAAUAUUUAUGAUUUUUAAUAAUAGUCAUUAAAUGUCCAAUAAUUUUGUGUUAUUAAAGUUAUUAAAAACAGCAGUGUGUGUUUUGUUAUAAAAUUUUAAGUUCUUUUAUUUUUAUUCAAACUGUAUCUGAAUCUUGUUUUCCUCCCACAUUCUGUAAUUUAGGUUUUCAGUAUUACAUUUUAACUUUUUUUGUAAAAUGUAAUAAUCAAUCCUGUUAGAAAAAUUCUAAUAAAGUUAUUGAAAAUCUUGGCCACUUUUCUAACAAAAGAGAUUAACCAAAAUGUUCAUAAAGUAAUAUGUAUUAAAGCAUUGUGAAAUGAAUUAGUUCAAUUUUUGAACCAUGUAUAGUGUUCUAAGUAAUGCUAAAUUUUCAAGUCAUAUAGAUUAAUUUAAAAUUAUAUAGGUUUUAUUUAUACUUCAAAUGUGAAGCAUAUUCAGUUUCAAUGUUACAUUUAAAGUAGAAGACUAAAAAUUAAAAUUAAAAAAAGACAAAAAGGCGUCGACAUUUUGAUUUAAUUUGCAAAAUAACCUCUUCCAGAUUAUUACUAAAAUUUAUAUUGUUUUCUUAUAUGUCAUUGGGAAGGAAAAUGGUAUAAUGUUUGUAAAAUUUGUUUCUUUAUGAUAUCCCAGUUUAUUUGAUACACCUACCAGAGAUAAAUGUAUGUGAUAUGCCAGCCAAAGUAUUCUAUUUGUAUUAAUUAUUAAUGUGUUAAGGUCUUUUGCAUUAAGAAGUGUGGUUGUAAAACGUGUCACAAUAAAGCAAGUAGAGAACAAACAUUUUUCUUUGAACAUAUGUUCAAUACUGUCAGCAGCUUCACGAAUAUGGUAAAAGCAAUUCUGAGAGGAGUUUUUUCGUUCAUUUCAGUGAAAGUAUUAUUGUAUUUCUAAUCAAUGUAGGCAGGACUCUUCUAAUAAAAUUAAUGCAAAAUGUAUAUUGAAUUUUGCUUAGUUGAACUAUUGAAAUUGAUGUACAUAUUUAUUAUCACAUGAUGGUGUUCGCUGUACUCAUCAAUAAUAUUUUAAUUGUUAAAAAGUGCUGUUCAGCUUUAACAAAGAUCUUUUUUUAAAAUUAAACCUUUUGGGGGUUACUUUUCAUUGAGUUAAACAUCUAGACUCAUGCGCACACAAAAAUUAAACAUUUAAAAAUAAUAUCAAUUCUUAGUGUCAGGAAAAACACUGUUAUAAAACUUUUGGAAUUCAUGUGGACAUCAUUCAUUCAAAAUCUGAAUUUUCAAUUCUCAGUCACCCAUCCUGCAAAGAAUUUAUAUGAUAAAAAUUCAUUUCAUGUAAUUAAAUACAUUUCAUACAGCUAAAAUUAUUCCAUAUUUGAGCACUGAAAUACUUGAAAAAAUUUAUAAACUUUAAUAAAAUAUGAAUAUUAAUUGUUUGAUUGAUGAGUAGCUGUAUUUAUAAUAUAUCUAAUAAAGGGCCUUUGAUAUUCCUUUUAAAUAUGCCAUAACUUAUGAUGACAUAAAUUAUGUAGUGUUUAUGGGAAGCCUUGGUUUCUAUAACUGAGAUUAAUUACUUACUGUUUAUGUGAGAAGACAUAUGAAUUAGUUUUUGCUCUAGCUUAUAUCUUUGUAAAGAUGUAACUUCUGUUUCCUUCAAAACUGCCGUUUAUGUAAAUCAUGUUUUAUUUUGACAAUAAGCAGCACUUUUGAAUGAAAUAGUAAUGGAAAAAUUUUUUAAUAAUGAAAAUUCUUUGGAAAAUUUGUUGAAUCUAACUGAAUUUUAUUUCCCUUUUAGAAAUUUUUCUAUUUGUAAUAAUUAAAAAUGGAAGUCUUGCCAGUUUCUUUACUAUAUUAUUAUUUAAAUCACCAGUGUGUGAUUUUGUACAGUGUGUAUUUAUAAAAAUUCUGAGACUAAGGAAUAGUUUAGUUGUUUAAUUUUUUUUUAAUGUUACAUAAAGCAUAUUGUUUUCCUCCUUUCAUAAUUGCAGUUAUGCAGAAUAAGACUUAAUUUAAUUAUUUUCUUCAUAUAUGAUGUUCCUUUAAUUAAAUGCAGAUUUAUGGCAGUCCUCAGUGUUAGCUCACAUGCCCAUGGGUGUUGCUCUUUGCUUAUACUGCAGUCUAUUAAAACAGAUCGGAAGUACAGCACUACAUGGCCCCAGUGUCCUUUAAAGUGCUUUAUGGCCUAGAGUGUCAAACUGUGGUCUGUUUUAUGGAAGCCAAAUUCUGCACUGCCAUCACAAAAGCAUAUCUAUGCAAUUACCUCUGAUAUAUGAAUAGUUCCCUGAAGUGACCAUCUGAUAAACCCUUGGGACUGUUAUAAACUUAUUAUUAUCAAUCUAUAAAACAGUUGAUGUUCUAUUUAUAAUGAAUUGUUAUUUAUAUUAUUCAAUUACAAGAAAUUUAAUAAUUUUAAUUUUUGAUAUUUUAAAGUUAUUUUGCCUUUAAAAUAUGAUCUUAUUUCUAAUUUUUUUUAACCCUGUUACUAUUUGUAUGUGUAUGUGCUUGUUUUUGUUGUAUAGCCAAGUUACGGAAAAUUUUGAUUAAUUUAUGUAUAAAUUUUUAUUGAUUGAUUGUUUAUUAUACCCAAGAUUUUGUGUGAAUAUAUAAUUUAAAAAUUUUCUAAAUUAUACUUAAGCUAUAAAUUCUUUUUGUCAUCACAAAUAGCUUUUUGUGAAAGGUAACUGUUUUUGUGAAAUUUGAGUUUUUCCCUUCAUUUUAA